ACUAGCAAGAAAGAACAGAGGAGGCAAAAGCAACAAAGCACAGAUAAAGAGAGAAAACAAGGUCACUGCUGUUAACAGGAAACGUCCAGAACAAAAACUAAUUUAUUUCCUCUUCAUGCUCAUGUCUGGUGGAAACAGUUGAGGUUUGGCACCAGCACCAAGACGAGGAUCAUCGCAAAAUUUAAAGUUUCUUUCUGUGUUGCAAAUAAGGCAGUCGCUGUGGACAAACACAUGAAAAAGGCAUGCGCGACUCUGGCGAUGGCGGAACGAACAACGAGAGGAGAGGAGCAGCAGCGGGGAUUAGACACUCGCGUUGGGCGACGAAUAGAAGAAACGACUGAAUACCAAAAUGGGUCGCCGUUGAAAUACUUAGGCAGUAUAUCAGAUGUCAAAUCAGAAACAAGAAAUCACGAUAACCAAAAUAGGACAUGAACGCAACAUAAGGCCUUCAAACUUGCCACAUAACUGAGUCUAAACAGCCUGAAUUGAAACAGAAACAGAGAGGUGCUCUUUCCUGUUGGCAUACCGUCGUGUAUUAUGGACGUCCAUCCUCCUUAGAGAAACAUGUACAUGCUAAAUGGUGGAGUGGCUGUUUGACACGAGCUACGUAGGCCUCAGGCCAGCGAUCGCUGUCCUUAAGUAUGGAGGGAGGAGAAGAAGAAGAAGACUGGAGCAGGACUUCACAUGUGACAACAUUGGGAAAACACUACGUCUCCGAAACAGCACCAAUCCUGGAGAAGAGGCUAUGCUCUGGAUGCAGACAUCCACUGACACAACUGCCACAACCACCGGGAAGCUUUGAGAGGCUACCACUGUGGCAUUUAAACGUUUGUUAAUGAAUGGUUGCGGUACCCAGUGAUCUGUCUGGACACUGCCUGACAUCGCGUCUGCAGUCUGCGAGAGGAUCUGGACACACCUGAGGGCUCAUAUUUCCAUUGGGACCAGUGUGUGACCAUGGCCUUAGUCAUUUCUUAGUGUUUGUCUGCUGAUGCAUUUUCAAACAUUUGAUUCAUUCUUUCAUUUUUCCCUAUAAAACCCACUUUAAAAUAACGCUACACCCUCUUAUUUCUUAUGUCACUCUCCCCCAUCUAUCACUGCACAAAUCUGCAUCGACCAGCACAUUCUCCCCAACACACUCCGACCCUUUGUCAUUGUGUGUGUGUGUGUGUGAACUCCCCACGUGUGUUGGAAGUUGGCAGAAUCUGGAUUGUUGAUUGUGUAAAGGCAUGUGUGACCUUACAAUAACGGCCACUCUGUGUGUGUCUGUGUGUGUGUGUGUUUUGCUGGUUCUUUAAGCCUGUUGUGAUUGAAGGGAGAGUGUGUGUGAGUGCAUGUGUGUGUGCGCAUGAGUCAGCCAGUGCACCAUGCUUGUUCUGCGUGUGUGUGAGAGAGAGAGAGGGAGUAGGGUGCAGAGUGAGACAGCUGAGACUGCAGCAGCUCUACCAGUCAGUCCCAGUCUCAGUCCCUGUUCGUCCUGUGUCUCUCGUCCGCUAUCUCUUUUAUGGAUUUCUCUUUAUUUUAAGGAUUUUUCUUGGAUGAGUUGACGCCCAUAUAUGGAUCUUAUGUUGUCUAUCGGUGGGAUCUGACAGACCGCUGUGUGUGUGUGUGUGUGUGAGCCAUGCUGCGUGUGUUUAUUCUAUGCGCAGAGGGUCUGCUAACGCCGGACGAUGACAUCAGCGAUGCCUACUGCACCGUCACCUAUGAAGGGUCUAAGAAGAAGACGAAGGUCAUAAAGAACAAUCCUAACCCUGUUUGGAAUGAGGGUUUCGAAUGGGAUCUGAAGGGGAUUCCUCUGGACCCUGGAGCAGAGCUGCACUGUGUCGUCAAAGACCAUGAGAAGAUGGGGAGAAACAGGUUUCUGGGGGAAAGCCGGCUGCCCCUCAGAGAUGUGCUCAACUCUCCCAACCUGGCGGCAUCCUUCACCGUCUCCCUACUGGACACCAAGAGAAACAACACAGGGGCUACACUUACACUGCAGAUUUCCUACAUCCCCCCUCCAGGAUCAGCUCCAAUCUUCCAGCCUCUCCACCAGCCUGAGGCUCUGCCCCAUAACAACCCAAGUGUGGAGAUGGAUACUGUCACAAUGAUUUCUCUGGACACUUUGGGUGAGGAGGACACAGAGAGCAUGAUCAUGCUGGAACCGACGGAGGACCAGGGUCCCGAUGAUGGACGCUCCAUGGUCGUCGUCGGCCCUCAGGGGCCCACGGGCCAGGAGUCGCCCACUGCCCAGACACCGAAACGCUCUCCACCGACCUACAACACCCAUGGAGGGCUGAGGAAGAGGAGGAGAGGAGCCAGCAGUCAGGCCAAACCGCUGCCCAACAAACCACAGGACAUGCAGGUUCGCGUGCGGGUCAUCGAGGGCAGACAGUUGCCGGGCAUUAACAUCAAGCCCGUUGUCAAGGUGACGGUAGCCGGGCAGACCAAGAGGACCCGCAUCAGAAAAGGCAACAACCCAGUCUUUGACGAGACGUUCUUCCUGAACUUCUUUGAGACUCCAUCAGAUUUGUUUGAUGAACCCGUCUUCAUCACUGUGUGUGACUCUCGCUCACUCAGGACUGAUGCUGUGAUCGGUGAAUUCAAGUUGGAUGUGGGCACCAUCUACAGUGAGCACAGGCACUGCUUCUUGAGGAAAUGGCUGCUGCUGUGUGACCCCGAUGACCUCUCUGCUGGGGUCAGAGGUUACCUGAAGGUCAGCCUGAUGGUUUUGGCAGCUGGAGACGAGCCACCGGCUGACAAACGCGAGUGUGUCGAGGAUAGAGAAGACAUUGAAGGGAACCUGCUGAGGCCGGCUGGACUGUCUCUGAGAGGAGCCUCUUUCACCCUGAGGAUCUUCAGAGCUGAAGAUCUGCCACAAAUGGACGACGCCUUCAUGGAUGGGAUGAGGCAGAUUCUUGGGUUUGACAGCAACAGAAAGAACCUGGUGGAUCCUCUGGUGGAGAUCCACUUUGCUGGCAAAACUGUGUGCACUAAGAUUCUGGAGAAGAAUGCCAACCCACAGUGGAACCAGAGUCUGAGCAUGCCUAUCAGAUUCCCCUCCAUGUGUGAGAAGAUGAGGAUCAGAAUUCUGGACUGGGACAGAGCCAGUCACAACGACGUCAUCGGCACCACCCACCUCUGCAUGUCUAAGAUCUCCGCCCCUGGUGGAGAGAUAGAUGAUGACUUGACUCCACGGAGCGUCCAGUCUAGCAUGGAUGACAGUCUCGGUUUCCUGCCAACAUUCGGUCCGUGUUUUGUCAACCUGUACGGCAGCCCCAGAGAAUUCACCACCUUCAGCGAUCCACACGAAGUGCUAAACCUCGGAAAAGGGGAGGGCGUGGCGUACCGAGGUCGAGUUUUAUUGGAGCUAACUACAAAACUGGUGGACAAGCCGGAGCAAAAAACUGAAGACAUACCAUCAGAUGACCUGCUGGUGGUGGAGAAGUUCCUCAGGAAGAGGAAGUUCUCCCUGUUCGUAGCGUUUUACUCGGCCACACUCCUCCAAGAUGUUGACGACGCCAUCCAGUUCGAGGUCAGCAUUGGCAACUAUGGCAACAAGUUCGACUACACCUGCGUCCCUCUGGCCUCCACCACCCAGUUCAGCAGGGCUGUGUUUGACGGUUGUCACUACUACUACCUCCCAUGGGGAAACGUGAAGCCUGUGGUGGUUCUGUCUUCAGAGUGGGAGGACAUCAAACCGAGGAUCGAGGCUCUCAACAUGCUGCUGGCCAUCAUCGAGAGACUGGAGGCGAACCUGCAGCGGGUGCAGCUGGAAGUGAAGGCAGGCAGUGAUCUGGAGGAGGUGGAGCUCCGGGUGGUCGAGCUGUUGGAUCAGGUCAUCACAGACUGCAGCGAGGAGCUGCCCUCUCUCAACCAAUGGCAGUGUGCGACCGCCCUGGACCGCUCACUGAGGCACAUUCGUGUUCUCCACCUGCAGCAGAUUGUUGCGGCGGCGCUCGCUCUGAAGCACGGCCCGGAGACCGAGCUGUCCACGGUGCUGGAGCAGGCCGAGGACUGGGCCAGCAGGCUGAGGACCAUGGCCGAGGAGCCUCAGAACAGUCUUCCAGACAUCAUCAUAUGGAUGCUGCAGGGCGACCGCAGGGUGGCGUACCACCGCAUCCCAGCACACACUGUGAUCUUCUCCCAGCAGCACUGCGGGAAACACUGCGGGCAGCUGCAGACCGUCUUCCUUAAGUGCCCGCAGGGCAGCGGCGGAGAAGCCAAACUUCCCGGUCAGCUGAGGGUCAAAGUCUGGUUUGGAUUGGCUGCUGACGUCAAACACUUCAACCAAUACGCUGAAGGAAAACUGUCGGUGUUUGCUGAGACGUAUGAGAACCAGACCCGACUCGCCCUGGUGGGCAACUGGGGAACUACAGGUUUAACCUACCCCAAGUUCAGCGACGUCACUGGGAGAAUCAAACUGCCCAAAGAGAGCUUCAGACCCUCACCUGGCUGGACGUGGGCUGGAGACUGGUUCAUCAGCCCCGAGAAGACACUGCUGUUUGACGUGGACGCCGGUCACAUGACCUACACAGAGGAAGUGUUUGAAAACCAGAUGAGGUUACCAGGCGGACAGUGGAUUGGCAUGCCCGAGGGCUACACUGACGUGAAUGGAGAAAAGGCGGUGCCAAAGGACGAGGUGGAGUGUCCUCCAGGUUGGGCGUGGGAGGAGGUGGAGUGGAGCGAAGAUCUCAACAGGGCUGUGGAUGAUCAAGGCUGGGAGUACGGCAUCACCAUCCCUCCAGACCGCCGCCCCAAGUCGUGGGUGCCGGCAGAGAAGAUGUACCACACCAACCGCAGGAGACGAUGGAUACGAAUGAGACGACGAGAUCAGCAGAAGAUGGACGCUCUCAGAAAGCAGCGUCCGGACGAGAUGGAGAGGGAGGGCUGGGAGUACACCUCGCUGUUCGGCUCCAGGUUCCACUUGAAGCCGAGGAAGACGGACAGCUUCAGGAGGCGCAGGUGGAGGUACCGCAUGGAGCCACUGGAGAAGACGGGCCCGGCAGCCAUCUUUGCUCUGGAGUGUUCUCUGAGCAGCAUAGAGGACAAGAAUGAUGACAAGUCGGUCACAACCACUUUCGGAGUCAACAGACCUACCAUUUCCUGUUUCUUUGACCGUGGCACCCGCUACCACCUGCGCUGCUACCUGUACCAAGCCAGAGACCUGCUGGCCAUGGACAAAGAUGGCUUCUCAGACUCGUACGCCAUUGUGUCGUUCCUCCAUCAGUCCCAGAAAACAGUGACGGUGCGUAACACUCUCAAUCCCACCUGGGACCAGACGCUCAUCUUCUAUGAGGUGGAGAUUUUCGGCGACCCCGAGGUCACGAUGGCCACUCCUCCCAACGUCGUGGUGGAGCUUUACGAUUCGGACACAUAUAAUGCUGAUGAGUUCAUGGGCCGCUGCGUGUGCCAGCCCUCCCUGACAGCCUCCCCACGACUGGCCUGGUUCCCUAUUCGCCGAGGGGACAAAAACGCCGGCGAGCUGCUGGCUGCCUUCGAGCUCAUACGCAGAGAAAAGCCAGCGAUUCACCAUAUUCCAGGUCAAGAGGGAGACAUCAUGACCUCCACCCACGUUCUGGACGAGUUGAUGUUUCCGGGAUUCCUCUGUGAAAGCCUGCAGCAAUGGCCUGAGGAGUCGGACCUCCCGCACCCGCCCCCUCAAAGAGAAUCCAACGUCUUUGUGGUUCCUCAGGGAAUCAAACCUGUUCUGCAGAGAACCGCCAUCGAGAUCUUGGCGUGGGGCGUCCGUAACCUGAAAAGUUUCCAGCUGGCGAGCGUUAACUCCCCGAGCCUGCAGGUGGAGUGUGGAGGCGCCGUGAUCCAGAGCUGCGUCAUCCGCAGCAUGAAGAAGAAGCCCAACUUUGACGUCAACAAGCUCAUCCUUGAUGUGAGUCUUCCCCGCGAGGAGCUCUACAUGCCGCCGAUCGUCAUCAAAGUCAUCGACAACCGUCAGUUUGGGCGGAAGCCGGUGGUCGGCCAGUGCACCAUCCGGGCGCUGGAGGAGUAUCGCUGCAUCCCGGAGGAGGAGCACGCAGCAGAGGAGCAGGAGGAGGACUGGAGGCGUGAGACGCCCCAGUUAAUUUCCGCCGAAGUCUUUAUUGACAUUGACGACGAGGAGCCGCUCAUACCCGGCCAGCUUGCUGACGGAGCCAGUUCUGCUAUCAUUAACCUUUCAACCUCUAGUUCCAGCCUUCAUGAAGAGGAGUUCAUGGACUGGUGGAGUAAAUUCUACGCCUCGACCGGAGAGAAAAACAAGUACGGGACGUACCUGGAGAGAGGCUUCGACACGCUGAAGGUGUACGACCAGGAGUUGGAGAAGGUCGAGGGUCUCAAAGGUCUUGCAGAUUUCUGUCAGACGUUCAAGCUGUACAGAGGAAAGACUCAGGAUGAAGGAGAAGACCCUUCAGUGGUUGGAGAGUUCAAGGGCAUGUUUAAGAUCUACCCUCUGCCAGAAGACCCCUCCGCCCCUGCUCCUCCCAGACAGUUCAGAAAGCUGCCUCCCAACGGCAUCGAGGAGUGUUUGGUCCGAGUCUACGUCAUCCAGGCUCAGGGGCUGCAGCCAAAAGACGCCAACGGGAAAUGUGACCCCUACGUGAAGAUCACUUUGGGCAAAAAGACCGUGAACGACCAUGAGAACUACAUCCCCUGCACACUGGACCCCGUCUUUGGAAAGAUGUUCGAGCUCACCUGUUCCCUCCCCGUGGAGAAGGACCUUCGGGUGAUGCUGUACGACCACGACAUGCUGACCAAAGACGAGAAGAUCGGAGAGACGGUGAUCGACCUGGAGAAUCGCUUCCUGUCCAAAUACGGAGCCAUGUGUGGCCUGCCGCAGUCCUACUGUGUAUCAGGGGUAAACCAAUGGCGGGACCAGCUGACACCCAGGCAGCUGCUGCACAGACUGUGUGAUCGACGGAACCUGCCGAAGCCCGUCUACCAAGACGACGUGGUCCACUUCAGAGGAGACCAGUACGCGGCUGCAGACCUCGAGGACAAAAACGUGUCCAAACGUCACCUUGGUCCAAUUAAAGAGCGACUGGCCCUUCACAUCCUCAGGAGGCUGGGGUUGGUAUCUGAACAUGUGGAGACCAGACCACUUUACAGCCCACUGCAGCCUGACAUAGAACAGGGGCGCCUGAUGAUGUGGGUGGACCUGUUUCCCAAAUCCCUGGGACCACCUGGACCCCCGUUCAACAUCACACCACGCAAGGCUAAGAAGUUCUUCCUGCGUUGCAUCAUCUGGAACACCAGUGAUGUCAUCCUGGAUGAUGUCAGCAUCAGCGGGGAGAAAAUGAGCGACAUUUACGUCAAAGGCUGGCUCGAUGGACACGAGCACAACAAGCAGAAGACCGACGUCCACUACCGCUCUCUGGGCGGAGAGGGCAACUUCAACUACAGAUUCCUGUUCCCUUUCCACUAUUUACCGGCAGAGCAGCUCUGUGUGGUCGACAGGAAGGAACAUUUCUGGAGUUUGGAUAAAGCCGAGACAAAGCUGACUCCCAGACUGUACAUCCAGGUCUGGGACAAUGACAAGUUCUCCUUCGACGACUACCUCGGUCACCUGGUGAUGGACCUGAACCACAUGCUGCGGCCUGCCAAGUCCCCAGACAAGUGCAACCUGCUGCUUCUGGACCAGCCGGGGGACAAACUGGUGUCUCUGUUUGAACAGAAGACGGUCAAAGGCUGGUGGCCCUGCACCUGCGAGAGAAACGGGGAGAAGAUCAUCGCAGGGAAGGUGGAGAUGUCUCUGGAGAUCGUGACGGAGCAGGAGCACGAUGAGAGACCGGCUGGCCUCGGCAGAGACGAACCCAACAUGAACCCCCACCUGGAGGACCCUCAACGUCCCGAGACCUCCUUCCUGUGGUUCUCCUCUCCCUAUAAGACGCUCAAGUUCAUAUUGUGGAGGCGCUUCAAGUGGUUCAUCAUCCUCUCCAUCAUCCUCUUCCUCAUCCUCCUCUUCCUCGGAGUAUUCCUCUACUCCUUCCCGAACUACGCCGCCAUGAAGAUGGUGGGACCUUUUGGGCCGGCCAAGGCAGCAAAGUGACAGAAAGAGACAAGGAAAGAGGAAAAGAAAACAGGAAGAAGAACAAUAUCAACUUCCUGCCAGUGAAAUCAGGCUGAAUCUCACAGAUCUUCAGUUUAUUUUUCUUCUCCUCUUGAGUCUUGAAACUUGCUGAGAGAGUGAAAACUGCAGUGGUGAACUCGUGACCUCCCGACUGUGUUCAGAUGACUUUACACUCUUUUUGCACCGGCAGACCCCAAUAGCAAUAGUGCCCGAGGUUCAUAAACACCUCUGACGUGUGUGUAUGUGUGUGCGUGUGUCCAUUUGUGCCUUUACUGUUAGUUUUCCGAAUCUCUUCGCUCAUCUGCAUUUCUUUGCAGGGAUGAAUUUCCAAACUCACAUCUCUCAUGCGUCCUCCUCCGUCUGUCUCACGCAGAGAUAAAGCAGGAAACAAAACCCCCGUCAGGCGAACGCCGCCGUGUUUGAAAAGCACAGUCAAUGAUGGCGACGCCUGAGCUUCUUUUAUUGCCUUUGAUGAGUUCAGGCGACGGUGACUGAGCGACUUCAAACCGUCAGACUUCGUCGGCCUAACAUUUUUGAAUAAGAUUGGAAUUUUAUUCUCUCGGAAUCAUCACCACACGUGCUGCCUUCAAGUGCAGUCAGUAAUCUUAGUGGGUGUUUUCAGUUGAUUUCUUGUCUCUUGCCUCCUCCUCCUCCUCCUUCCUUUUGCUUCCUCUCUCCGUCCUCCUCCCCUUCUGUCCUUGCGCUUCCUUUCUUCCUCACUCUUCUGCUCUUCUUCCUCAUUUCCCCUUUUCCUUUAUCUCUGCUUAACUGCUUCAUCGUGCUUGAAUUUAUUCAUUUGCUCCUCGGCUCUCUUCUCUAUCUUUUCUUCACUUUCAUCUUUGCCUUGUUCUUCUCCCCAUUACCAACCUCCUCCUCCUCCUCCUCCUCCUCCUCCUCCUCCUCCUCCUCCUCCUCCUCCCCCUCCUCCUCCUCCUCCUCCUCCUCCUCCUCCUCCCAGUCUUUCAGCGCUCUCAGGGUUCAGCAGGUUAAGUCGGAGAUUUGUUCAUGUUGAUCUCCGGGUUUGAGCUUUGUUAUCACACACGCACGCGCGCACACACACACACACACACACACACACACACACACACACACACAUUAACUGAAGUCAUGUCAUGAAGUCAGGUUAGUCAGUCUUUUAAUAGACAUGACCCUCAGUCUGUGUAUGUGUUUCAUUUACGGUAUGUUAUGUCUGUGCAGACAUUUGCCAUGAGUGUGUGUUAAGGUCUUAAUUGGCACACACACACACACACACACACACACACACACACUCACAGGCCAAACAGGAAAGGUUAGAGGAGAGAAACUAAUCCACCCAGGUUCUAAGGGAUUUCCUGAAAUACAGUACAUGUUUGUAAGUUUAAAUAUGUCAGUGUGUGUGUGUGUGUGUGUGUGUGUGUGUGUGUGUGUGUGUGUUCAGGUCUUUCGAUUCUUAAACAGCCCCUGCUGGCUAAAACAGCUAAUAGAAGCUGAAGAGAAAGAGACAACACAGAUGAGAUUUAUCUCCACGCUCUUCUUCUCUUGUUUUUUUUUUUGCACCUCCACCAUCAUCAUCAUCAUCUUCUUCUUCUUCUUCUUCUCCUCAGUGGUUCCAUCUGAAAUGAAAGAGUUCUUCAGUGGUUAUUCUCGGGUUCGAUCACAUGUUCGUUUCGUUUGCUUUGGUCCACACCACAGUGGAAAAGUUGACUUUGUCCCGUUUGGUUCCUUUAAGGUUCACACCAGCCAAUUACGAGCAAACCAGGCCUUGUAAACAAAGGUGACAUGGACCCACAGGGAGCUCAUUUAUUGGACAGGGUUUUGGCAAGUUGUCGUCGGGUCAGAGCAGGUUUAACUCCAGCUCUGCUAAUCUGAGCGUAUGUCGCAGGAAGUUACCUUCUGUGGAGUUUUACUUUCCAUUUGGCUCUGCUCGCCUUCCGACAUGAGAAACUCGCUCGCUGUCAGACGUCAGCGUUUGUCUCCUUGUGCUCGUAAAUGCUUUUAUUUUGAGAGGUUACACGAGAAACCCUGUGCGGGAGAUACGAGAUGAUUCGGCUCAAGUGCUGCAUGGUUAUUUUCCCUGUUUGAAUGUAAAUGAAUGAUUCUGUUUGUUCUGAAACAUGAAGUGAACAAUCACACAACCACUGAGCGUCUGUCAUCACAUUCAGGUGAGCUGCAGGUGUUCAGAAACUUUUCCAAGUCUGAUUGUUCCAGUGCAGCGUAGUCAGACUCGACGCAGCCGCAUCCUGUGGACACUGGCCUUUCAGAAUAAGAUACGUCCUGUAUUUAAUAUCAGUGUUAUGUGUGCUGAGGUAUUUCACUGUUUCUGAGGAGUGGUUGGGUUUCCUGUUUGGCUUCCUGUGGCUCAGGUUCCCGCUGCACGUGUGAACACCUGCUGAAAACAUACUCAAAGAAAACUCAUAGGCUUCUUCUCUUCGCUUUACAUGAUGCAAACUGCUGCAAACGAGUGACUCGAAAAUCUUCUUGUUUUCUUGAUGCGUACGUGACUAAAAGCUGAUCAGCGCUGGGAUUCACAACAAAAAUCAGAAAGAUGGAGGGACAAACUAAUAAAACAGGGAGAAAAAAAAGGAAGUCUGGACAAAAAUAGGUGAAACAAAUAAACAACUCAGCUGUUACUGUCAGCCAGGGUUUGUAAAUAAAUUAAACAAGUUUUGCCAUUGUGCCAACAACAACAGCAAACUCCCCGUGCUGUGUGCCUGAAUGCACCGCAUACCUGGAAAGUUUAUUUUGAUUUAAGUCAGAAUGUUUGCCUGGAUCGACCAUGAUUUCACCUUUUCAAGCGUAUUUCAUUUCGUUAGUAAUAAUAGUUUUGUAUAUUUUGAAAGAGCUUUAAACCAUCCUGCUGAUGUAAAUCGUCAGGCUUCAAAACGGAAAAGCUUUAUUUAGACAGUCGUGUUGUCAGCUGCCUCAGAAUGCCUUCGCGCUGCAAACUCGUCUUUGGCUCAGCACUGUUUUGUGGCCGUCAGUAAACGCAACGUGCCUUUUAGCCUUUAGCUUUGCUGCCUCGACACGCAGGAACGCCAGCUGCCGCUCAGCAGAAACACACUGACUGUUGGGUAUUUUUGUAAACUCUGCACUCCAGUUGCCUUCUCGAAGCCGCUGCAGAAAUGAAGGCAAAUGCGUCGCUUCCACGGUCAGCUGAAAACACGCCUGCAGCUCGUUGAUCAGGACUGACCGUGUUGCUGAUAUUUGAAUGUUUCCUGGGAGGCACAGACUGAAUGUAUUUUGACGUGUAUGUGACUUCAUGUUUAGAAAGAGCAAUACUGUGUGCCCUGCAUCAUGUGUUAGUAUUAUCAAUAAAACUGCAUUUGUGAUGAG
Messenger RNA from Scatophagus argus, 11353 nucleotides. RefSeq names its product dysferlin, limb girdle muscular dystrophy 2B (autosomal recessive) (gene dysf). Gene Ontology annotation, cellular component: T-tubule; membrane; cytoplasmic vesicle. Bases 1619 to 8020 code for a protein of 2133 amino acids. The transcript is spliced from 60 exons. The record is from RefSeq and is a predicted model, not a curated record. Gene Ontology annotation, molecular function: calcium-dependent phospholipid binding; calcium ion binding. NCBI's taxonomy places the organism in Eukaryota, Metazoa, Chordata, Actinopteri, Scatophagidae. Gene Ontology annotation, biological process: T-tubule organization; plasma membrane repair; monocyte activation involved in immune response.